Oncorhynchus masou masou (cherry salmon) is the source of this 2042-nucleotide messenger RNA. Its product is annotated as microtubule-associated protein RP/EB family member 1-like. Bases 171 to 953 code for a protein of 260 amino acids. NCBI's taxonomy places the organism in Eukaryota, Metazoa, Chordata, Actinopteri, Salmoniformes, Salmonidae. Gene Ontology annotation, molecular function: microtubule plus-end binding. The transcript is spliced from 7 exons. Gene Ontology annotation, cellular component: spindle midzone; microtubule plus-end; microtubule organizing center. Gene Ontology annotation, biological process: protein localization to microtubule; regulation of microtubule polymerization or depolymerization; spindle assembly. The record is from RefSeq and is a predicted model, not a curated record.
GAUAUUCCAAUGUUCAGGCUAGCUAGCUACAUCACAACUGUGCAAGAGCCAAGACACUAACGAAAUAAGCCGCCGGGGAACGGCGAGAAAGUAUCUACAAGUUUUAACCUUUUUGUAUUUUUGAGUAAUUUGAUAUCUGUUGGAAAAUUAAGACAAUUUAACGUUAGAAGAUGGCUGUGAACGUUUACUCUACAUCUGUGACCGGCGACAACCUUAGUCGCCAUGAUAUGCUUUCUUGGAUCAACGAGUCUGUACAGAUGAACUACUCCAAGAUUGAGCAGUUGUGCUCAGGUGCUGCUUACUGUCAGUUCAUGGACAUGCUUUUCCCUGGAUGCAUACCAUUGAAGAAGGUUAAAUUCCAGGCCAAACUAGAGACUGAGUUCCUCCACAACUUCAAACUUCUACAGACCAGUUUUAAGAAGAUUGGGGUUGACAAGAUCAUUCCUGUUGAUAAAUUGAUAAAAGGCAAGUUCCAGGACAACUUUGAGUUUGUGCAGUGGUUCAAGAAAUUAUUUGAUGCCAACUACGAUGGGAAGGAGUAUGACCCGGUCAGUGCUCGCCAAGGCCAGGACACUGCUCCUACUCCCAACCCAGGGCAGGUCGCACCCAAGCCCAGGAAGCCCAGCACUGCUCCCAUGAGGUCUACAACAACGGUGACCAAACCCCCGCCCAAGUCAGCAGGGAGUGCCUUGCGUAGGCCCGGAGCAGCAGGGGAUGUGGAGAGGGAGGAGCUAUCCCAAGAGGUCAGUUCCCUGAAAGCCACUGUCCAGGACAUGGAGAAAGAGAGAGACUUUUAUUUUGGAAAGCUGAGGUCCAUUGAGGUCAUCUGCCAAGAAGUGGAUGGAGAGGCAGAUACAACUAUGCAGAAGAUUAUGGAUGUUCUAUAUGCCACUGAUGAGGGGUUUGUUAUUCCUGAUUCUGAUGCUGAAGGAGAAGAACCAGAAGAGUUCUGAUGAAAAAUGGACACAACUCUAGUCCAUGCCAUAAUCUCUCUCUCUCACACACACACACACACACACACACACACACACACACACACACACACACAGGUUAGUGAACACAUGUUUGCGUGUGCUCUAAAUGAACAUGCACUUACUCACACAUACUGCCACUGUGGAUUAAGUUGCCUUUGGAUCAUACACUGGCUGCCCCCUUGGUCCAAGUCUUUGUUGGUCCAAGUGUUUUUUGGACCAUAAUACUUUUCAGAGAGCCUGCUGAUCCAGCCGCCAGAGAAGAAGAACCCUGGAUGAAAUUCUAAUAGGGCCAUUCCUUUCUGGUUUCUUUUCUGCCUUGUUCUUAUUCUGGCCUCUGCUGUGCCUUUCAACUUUGGCCUGUUACUUUUGAAAUAUGUUCAGGUCUUCCUAUUCCUGAUUUCCAAUUGACCUAAACAAAACUGUACUAGGUGAUUUUGAUAUAUUUGCAAAUAUGAUUAAUUAUUAAAGAUAUAUGAAUAUGUUUACUCUGCCAAUGGAAAUUAUUGUAAUUUUUAUGGUAUGUUUACGCAUAUUCAUUAUACUUGAGUUCAAAUUUGUGGUUUAGGCGAUCAGCAUUUGUAUUUAGUUUCCUGUUUAUCUGGGGAGGUAUUCAUCACAUUACUUUUUUUGAAGUUAAAAAAGUAAUGUUUUAUUGAUAACCUUUAAAUAAAAUACUGUACUUUUUACUGAAAUGCUAAAUUAUAGACUCAUUCUGACAUUUGUGUGUUUGUAUGUAGGCUAGUUUUACAUUAGGUCGGUAGAUGCUAGUCUCUAUGUUCUAAUUUACUUCCUCAUGUAAGGCAAAGACCGGAUGUAUGGUUGCCUGUCCACACUGAAGAAAUACUUCCUUCUAGUCUACAAUAAGAGCAGAACUAUACGCUCUUAGCAGAAGAACUGAGAGCUGUCUUUUAGACCUCGGAAGUCUGUUUUAAACUUGGGAGCAAUAUAAGGUUUCCAUAAGCAUCUCUUGUCUUUAGAAAUAAAGUAUUGAUUGGAGAAAUUAAAUGUUUUUAGGUUGAAGGAAUAACUUGUUUUGACAAGUUUUAUGUUAUUAAAAACUCAAAUGUA